CAUCAUGUCAAAGUAGUCAAUAAUAAGGAUAAUCUUUUCUGGCAGAGGUCAAGUUUGAAGUUAGGCUCUAUUUGCCUGAAUUCUCGACGUUCGCGAGUAUUUUUCCCAGUUUAAACUUCAAUUCUCUAUCAUAGCCAUGAGUAACUUAGAAACUCGACAAUUCGAGGAAAAUUUAGAACUAGCUCUCGCAGGUUUAGAUAAGCUCGAUAUCAGUACUUCCAACUACCAUGACUUCAAAAACCAGUCAGAUGAAAUACUGCGAAUUUUCUUCAGCAACUAUAAAUCGAAUGAUGAUUCCCAAAUAGAAAUUAGCCUUAAAUGCCUCAAACUGCUGAAACAAUCUUGUGCCAUGGGUGAAUCGUUUCAAAAUGAGCUGAUGUCAAAGGAAAACCUUCUGGGUAAACUAAAAUUAAUUCUUCCAGACGAGUCGGUACAAGAAAAUAUCCGAAUAAAUUGUCUCCAGUUAGCAGCUAAUUUAUGUGUUCAGAAUAAACCCAACCAAGAGAUGGUAUUGAAGGAAUUGAAAGAAUUUCUUCUACAAAGUAUUCAAUGCAACUCUAGGUUCGCGAAUGCAUCGACGAUGCUUGUUUACAAUUCAUUCAUAACCAAAGCAGAGCACAGCUUAGAUGCUCAGGAAUCACUGGAAAUAUUGUUACUCAACGUAGAAAAGGCUCGAUUAACACAAAAUGAUCUACCUGAAUUUGUUAGUAUAUUUAUGGAAUAUUUGAUAUGUAAGACUGCCGAGAUCCUUGAAGGAUAUGAAAAGAUCGAUGUCGAAAGACGACUUCAAUUUUUACGUUAUUUGAUAGAAUAUAUUCGUAUGGAUGAUCGGCAAAGUCCACCGAUAAACAAAGAACUGUUCCAUCAUUUGAUGAUUGAUUUCAACAAAAAAUGUGACGUACUUUUGAAUGCCAAAACUUGCAUCGAUUUAGAUAACUCGGAAGAAUUAUUCACACUACUGAUGCUCUUAUCGGACGCAACAUGCGUGUAUCCAUAUGGACAAUUCUUGCAGUUAUACAAAACAGUUUUCCUGAACAUGGGUUAUCUUCUGCGCCAACUGCAUGAGUUAGGAAAAAGCGAGAACGUAAACAUGUUCACACCAGUUCAGAAGAUAGAAGAGAUUCUCAAAACAAAACAAGGCAAAAGUCAAAUCAAAAUCGAAGAGGAUAUUUCCUUUUCACUAAAAUCUUCAUUAGUGAAGGCACUAGCAAACUUACUAUAUCAAAACAAAACCAAUCAAGAUUUGGCACGAGAGACAGGAUUAAUACAAAUUAUUCUCGAAUGCACCAAUUUAGAUGCGAGAAAUCCACUUAUAAAAGAAUGGACCAUUCUUACCAUCCGCAAUCUGUGUGAGGAGAAUGUGGAGAAUCAAAAGUUUAUUGCUUCUCUAUCGAAAAUAGGGGACGCAGAUAACACGAUUGUUACUGAUUACACUUCAGGAGGAGGAACAAUUAGAAUUACGUCCAGGUCGUCCCAAAAAUAGAUAUAAACAUUUUUGUUGUUAAGUUUUUUAAUACUUCCUCUGCCUAACACAAAUGAACCUUACAAAAACAAUUGACUAGGAAACUGUUCGUAGAACAACGCUGGAAUAGGCCUGCUAAUUGUUUUUCGUUCGAAUCUAAAAAAUUUAUAUUUAAUGUUUUUUGUUUUGUACUAAUAUUUCCUACUUACUGAUCGUAUGGAAUUGUUGAUAAUGUAACAUUCAUUACGCCUGCUGAUAUUUCAGUAGGCCUGAUGGAUCCGAAAAAAUCUGUUAUUGGUACUUUAUAAGGAUCCUUCGGGUACAGAUCUUUCCGAACACCAACCGUUGAAAUACAAACGCGUUUCGGGCAAACGGACAACUUAAAUAAACGUAUGUAUUAUACAUUUUGGAAUGAACUUUAGAACAGAUACUACUUACGAA
Molecule: messenger RNA, 1903 nt
Organism: Malaya genurostris
Lineage: Eukaryota; Metazoa; Arthropoda; Insecta; Diptera; Culicidae
Product: ataxin-10
Exons: 4
Coding region: 137-1483 (448 amino acids)
Biological process (GO): neuron projection development
Cellular component (GO): cytosol
Source: RefSeq, a predicted model, not a curated record